UUAUUGUAGGCAAGAAAAGGAAUGAACAAAAGCAUUGCACUGAGAUGACUUCCCCCUUAUGCAUUACUUUGGCAGUUAUCAUAAUAAUAGUGAUCUCUUCUGAGGUAAAAACGGUAAAAACAAUCUUCUUGCCUGCCCCAAGUAAAGCAACGGAGAGCCAUAGGAAUCCCUUCACGAACAAUGCCACUUCUACCCGAACUGUAUCCGCCUGCAGCCUGCAAUUCACUUUGAGCUACGGCUACAAUCGCUUCCAUCAGUGGAGCACGUUUGCAAAGAGCAGCAAGGCCACAGACGGUAGCAUCUCAAGCUGGACCCUCAAGUUCAAAGUCAGGGCGGCUAGCGAUGCUCACAUUUUGCUCACAACAGAUAGAAACACUACAUUGAGUAUGCCAGUUUAUGAGAUCGUGUUAGGGGCAGGACGCAACUCGUUUUCAGACCUCCGGAGGAUGCAGAGAACGGGCACCAGGUCAACAUUGCCGACAGCCGACAUUCUGUCCCCGUUGGAGUUGCGGGGAUUUUGGAUCCGCUUGUCUUCCGACGGCUUCAUUGGGGUCGGCAAGGAAGGAGACGAUGUUCCCUUCCUUGCGUGGCGCGACCCUGAGCCCCUGAAAAUCCAGUAUUUCUCGUUUUGCACGUGGAACGGAGUCUUCGGCAGAUGGGAGUUCAACUGCCCGGAAAAUGAGAACUCACAAUCAGUCGUUUGCCCUGUUCAACCUACUGUCACAGAAGUGGAAGAAGAAAAUGAUAACAUUUUAUCAGACGAAUCGAGACUGCGGAAGCACCUUUUCACCAAUUACGAUCAUUACUCGAUUCCAAGCGCCAAUAAUACUGAUGUCAUCGAUGUGAAAGUAAUUUUUUUACCUCAACAGGCUCACCUGUUCGAGCCAAAAUAUAGGUUAACGGUUGUUGGAACUCUCUCACUGGUUUGGACAGAUCAGAAGCUCAAUUGGGACCCUGAACAAUACGGUGGAAUCAAAAGCAUUGUCGCGCCAGCAGGAAAAGUCUGGGUUCCGGAAUUGAUCCUAUACGAUGCUGCAAAUGGAAGGGGCGACGAGCUGUCUAGCUCGUUGAACAAAAUGUUCAUCGACCACAACGGAACUGUUCAGUGGACGCACGUGUCACGCAUGGAGGUCCUUUGCCCGUUGGAUCUGCAAUUUUGGCCUUUCGACACUCAAAACUGUCACUUUGUGCUCGGAGUGUGGGGUCUGUCGGACAGGGUCAGCAUCUGGCCCCUGGAAACGGAAUACGAUCAGUCAGUAGCAGUUGAGCAACAUGGUACCGAGUGGGACAUCGUCAGUUUCCAAAUGCAUUCAGAUAUCGGUCUCCUUAACCAUCCGUACUUUGAGGACAAAUACUAUAAUUACGACGACGCCAACUCUGAUGAUUCUACUCCAACAACCAACCCAGCCAUCGAGUUUUGGCUGACUUUGCGCAGACACAAUGGACUUUACACGUGGACCUUGUUCGCCCCUUUGGAUGUGGUGCAUUUAUUCAUGUGUGCCUCAUUUUGGGUCGAGACGCACCGACUGAUAAUCUGCCUCAUGAAUUUGCUCAUCACAGUAGCUUUUAUGAUGAAUAUUUUCAAGAUAUUUCCCGGAGCAACGCAGAAAACGCCGGGGAUCAUAACUGUUUACGCUGACACCAUGAUAAUUGCUACGUUCACCAUCCUGAUUACGAUUGCGGUGACCUUGAUGCGGUCUAACACGUUUAAAGUCGCUCCACCAGUGCAGAUAUUAAAAGUGAUCAGUAUUCCAGGAGAAAUUUUGAAGAGCAUCUCCAAGCAGGGAGUACUGCGUCGGAGGCCUAUUUUCGUCGGAAGUGUCGGAACCAAUCAUAGUUUGCUGGACAACGAUGCCCAACAAGAAAGCAAUCAUGAGAGUCCAGAGUCGCCACAGAGCCAAUGGAACCGAGUGGCAGAUGCCAUUGACGUUUUUGCCUUUGUUGUAAUUUCACUAAUAUGUGCUUUUGCAAUUAGAUAUUGAUGGCAAUAUUAGAUAAACCUCAAACAUGUACUACACAUAUUCCCUUAACAUAUUGAACUGAAGAUUUGUCUUGUGCAAAUAAAAACUGGAAUUGAUUCAAUA
Messenger RNA from Cloeon dipterum, 2084 nucleotides. Its product is annotated as neuronal acetylcholine receptor subunit alpha-5-like. The transcript is spliced from 11 exons. Gene Ontology annotation, molecular function: transmembrane signaling receptor activity; transmitter-gated monoatomic ion channel activity involved in regulation of postsynaptic membrane potential; excitatory extracellular ligand-gated monoatomic ion channel activity. Gene Ontology annotation, biological process: regulation of membrane potential; chemical synaptic transmission; signal transduction. Gene Ontology annotation, cellular component: neuron projection; plasma membrane; synapse. Bases 45 to 1982 code for a protein of 645 amino acids. The record is from RefSeq and is a predicted model, not a curated record. NCBI's taxonomy places the organism in Eukaryota, Metazoa, Arthropoda, Insecta, Ephemeroptera, Baetidae.